UUGGAGCCUAUCCCUUGCCGCUAUACUCAGUUCCUGCGAAAUAGACCAAUCGGAGAGACUUUUAUACUGACGUACGUCUUUCAACUUUGUCGCGGGAACCAACCAGGAAGUGUGUCGUACUGGGUUUAUUUGAUGAUUAAAAAUGAAGCUGUCUCGAGCGGAAUACAAAGAGAUUGUAAAAUGCACUGAACAUCUGAGACCCACUCGUCAGUGUAUGAAGAUCCUGAAGGAAAGAUUUCCAAAUCACUCCCAGUCCACUCUUCUGAGCAUCUUCUCCCUGGAGUACCAGAAAAGAACCAAAAGAACAAUAUCAAGGCAUCAUUCCCAGGACGUCAUUGAAAGCUACUACCAAAGGUACCUGAGUGAAGCCAAGGCCCAUCCCACUGACCCUGUGCUGUUGGAGCUAGCCAAUGAGGUAAACCUUUCCCCCGCGCUCAUGGCCCGUGUCAUCCUGGACAGGUUCCUUCAGGAUCGGGAGGGAGGGGCGGCCUCCAAGCAGGUCCUCACCAGCAUGCUACGGGAGCCAUCUUUGAUUUCAGACCAGACUUUAGCCAAUAACGUCUACCAGUGUACAAUAAAUGACUGCUGUUAUGGACCACUGGUGGACUGCAUCAAACAUGCGAUUGGUCAGGAGGCAGAGGUGCUUCUACGAUAUAAACUAAAGGAGAGAAACCUGUCAUUUCUAGAUGAAAACCAACUGAGAGCCAAAGGCUAUGACAAGACGCCUGACAUUAUCCUGGAGGUUCCAAUCGUUGUGGAGGGCCAUAUCGUCCACUGGAUUGAGAGCAAGGCCUCGUUCGGCGAUGACCACAGCCAUCGCACCUACCUGAACGAGCAGUUCUGGAGCUAUUGGAACCGGUUCGGCCCGGGGCUGGUCAUCUACUGGCACGGCUUCAUCGGAGAGCUGGACUGCCAGAGAGACAGAGGCAUACUGCUCAAAGACUGCUUCCCCUCGGACAUUGUCACCCUGUGCCACGGGCCCGGAUCAGCCACCACCGACCGACCCACUGACUGAGCGAUUGACACUGUCUCAUGGGGGGGGGGGGGGGGGGGCAUGUGUGGGGCUGUUAAGGAAGGUGUGGUGGUGGACAUGCGGAUCCGGAAGCAAUUUAGCUUUCCUGCGCAGGACUACAGCCAGCAUGUGCCCUGAACUCCAGAUGAACCCCCACCCCUCCCCGCCUCCCUCCGCCAGCCAGCACAGGGUCAGGCUCAUACCUUGGUGUGAAAACAAAGCGGGCGGUCCAUCCUGGUUCUGGUCAGCCUUUGCCCCCCCCCCCCCACCCCCCCCUGCUGGAGUCCCGGUCGAUGUGGACAGGAACAGAGUCAGGCCAGGACGUGGCCUUGUCACACGGUGGGGGCCUGGCCCUCCUCAUUAGUCCCUCCCCUCUUCAUAGGCUGAUAAGGGAGGCGGGGUUUGGGGAGGACAACGUCACUCGCCUCCCUCUCUGUCACUCGGCAGGGGGUCAUCGGGUCACUUCUGAUCCGCUCGGGUUUUCUCUGACUUCUUGUUUUCAGGAUGUUUUCUGGCUUGUGUUAUGAUUGGAGGAACAUUGUCCUGUUCCAAAAUAUGGAAACUGUAUCUGUGUUUGUUUUUUUAUUUCUGUCUUAAAGAUGUAGCUUUGAUUGACGUCAUGUUGGGUCGGGCGCUGUGGAAUUAUUCCAAAAGAAUUAGGUAGUCAUGGCAGUCACACAAAGCACACCGUGUGCAGUAUGCAGGGUCCAGUGUGGUCUUCUAGCCACAGCGCAACAAUCCUCUAAUAACUAUUCCCAAACCACCCUGGUGUCACUCAUCCUCCACCCUGGUGUCACUCAUCCUCCACCCUGGUGUCACUCAUCCUCCACCCUGGUGUCACUCAUCCUCCACCCUGGUGUCACUCAUCCUCCACCCUGGUGUCACUCAUCCUCCACCCUGGUGUCACUCAUCCUCCACCCUGGUAAAUCUUCAUCAUCCUUCCUGGUUGAUGUUCAUCCUCUACCCUGGUCAAUCUUCAUCAUCCUUCCUGGUUGAUGUUCAUCCUCCACCCUGGUCAAUCUUCAUCAUCCUUCCUGGUUGAUGUUCAUCCUCCAACUUGGUCAAUCUUCAUCAUCCUUCCUGGUUGAUGUUCAUCCUCUACCCUGGUCAAUCUUCAUCAUCCUUCCUGGUUGAUGUUCAUCCUCUACCCUGGUCAAUCUUCAUCAUCCUUCCUGGUUGAUGUUCAUCCUCUACCCUGGUCCUGCUCAUCCUCCAUUUUACUAUGUAACAAGGACAAAAAACAUCCUCAAACUGUGAUUAAAUAAAAUAAAAUAUUGAAAAAUGUUGUUUAUGGCAAUAGUUAAUAUUGGGGUUACAAUGAUGGCUAGGUAUGUUUAGUAAUUACCGGUUAGGUUUAGGAUUAGUUAUAAAUGCGAGGUUAUUGAGGGUGAGUUUGGGGUAUGGAUUAAUAAGUGUUGUAUUUUCUCUCAACAUUGACAUCCCCAUUUAGGUUGUAAGCGUUUAUGUUCACAUGCUCAGGUGUGUGUCAGUGCAGGGCUACAGUGAUGUGGCGAUUUACUUUACUAAUUACAUUAUCCUUACACGAAUAAUGUGUCCAUGGAAAAUGUGUCCAUGUCAUUUCACUGGUCCAAAAGAGGAAAUUGACAAUUUCCUGCUUAGGGGUUAGGUUUAGGAUUAAAGUUAAAAUUUGGGGAAAGGUUGGGGGAAAAGGAAUAAUGUCGGUCCCCAUAAGAAUGGUAAAGUCUUAAGCGUGUAUGUGGGAUAGAGGGGGCGGGGUGCUUAGCAGUGAAGUGUUUUAUGAUUUGUUACCAUUAAACCUCUGACCUUUAGCCGGCUCCCAUUUAUGCCUGGGUCCUGCCAUAAGGAGGCCGGAGGUUUGUGGCUGGGUCGCAGGUUGGCUUCCUCAGUCAGGUCCACAGCCCCCUGCUCCAACCCAGAAUCCUAAUACAAAACAACUCUCCCCAGGUGUCCAGUUAAACAGCCUUAUUGCCAGGCCUUGGAAUGCUUAGGCAUCACUUUACAGCUCCUCUCGGACACAAAAACAUUUUUUUUUUCCAGAACUGAGGGGGGAACAUUUUACGGAGCUGCAAAGAAAGAAUUAAAAAGAAAAAAAACUGUAAACAGCAGAUUCAGUUCCUCUCAGGUUUCAAGCCUUCCUGCCAUUGUUUCCCAAGAUGACUGUCGCACAAAAGAGGAGCUGGGGUCAACCCCUAUAAAUUAGUUUCUGUACACAAUGCUAAGCCAAAAAGCGUUUUCUUUUUUUUUAACCCCGCUUCAAAGGCAAUGGGGUCGACACAGGCGUCAGAUGGAGAGAUUCCAUGAUUCGAGAACACAUUUAGAUAAAGGUUCCAUCGGGUGAUUUUGUGAAAGUUGACGUCUUUGUUUUGUUUUUAGUGCCCUUGUCUAGUCUGCCAUCUCUUUUUAGAUUCGUCGUUCUGGUCACAACAAUGGGGUAGUGAAACGGCUCUGGAGUGGAGCGGUGAAAUCUGGCUUUCCUUCUGGUGGAUGAGACGAGGUCCUCUUGCAUUGUGAAUGACAUGGACAAGUCUUUGCUGUGGAGGUUCAGAGUUUUCUUUUCUGUAAAGGAUUUCCUGUGUUGAUCCAUAAAUUGUAUUUAAUUCUACUUUGUGUGAAAUGCUUGUGCGUUUUACUGGAUAUCUAACAGUGUUGAUGUGUGCUGAGGAUACUAUGUGUCAGUGUGGUUUUCCAAACCUCUGCCUGGCUGGUCAGUUCGGGCCCGCAGGCCAAUAUAGGUCUACAAUAAAGAGAGCUGUGUCUUGGCCUGAUAUAUCCUCUCCUACCAAGCUGCCAGACUUCUGAAUCAAAAAGAGGGUGCGGGAGAAGGAAAUAGAGGUGUAGGUUCCCUCCUUCCAGAAGAGCAGAUGUUCGGACCACCAAACUGACUUCCUCAGCGGUCCUUGGUUAUUUAUGGUGAGGGAGUCCUAGCCUGGACCUGCCCAAGGCAACGAGCUCCUCUUCCAGGGGAGCCGCCGUCUGCUCGGACUCUCCCCACCAGGAAGACUUCCACUGCUGGUGGAAAUAAAUAAAGGUUCAGACUGGCCCAGGCUUUCCUAGAUUAGAAACAUGUUUCAGAGGGUCGAGUAACAUCCAGGGAGUCGCUACUUCCUUCGCAGACCUCCAGUAGAAGCUGAUGUAUUGAGCAGAUAAUUUUUUUCCUCUCCCAUGUUUGUUCGGUAACAGCCUGUAAUUAAACUGCUAUUCGAAGAGCCACAGCGAACCGUGUAAAAGGCUACAAGUCGAGGUUUUUAAAUGGGCAGUGGGGGGGAGAUCUGACUGACAGGUUAUGGGUUAUGAUAAGUGUUUAUUGGAAAGCCGGAUCACUGUAGCCCAUCCUGGCUGAGCUGUUGAAUGGGAGGUGUGUACGAGUCACUGACAUAGUGGGACAAGCCGAGAGAGUCUUCAGCUUUGGGGGAGAAACUUCAGAGUGGCGCCCUUCAAAAGGUAUUCCUGAAAUGACUGGCGAUCACGUGCACCUCGAUGCUAGGCUGACUAACGCUCGGACAGCCACACGUAACCCAGUUUCUGUGGCAGCCUUAAAUGAGCUGCGUGGAGUAUCGGAUUAAGCUGUUCUGGUAACACAAGUCCCUUCCCGUUAAGAGUGACUGCCUGGUCGUGGAAACCGAAAAGUGUCUUGGGUUAGGAUACUGUGUUGGAAGGUUGGAAGGUGAUGACCGGGUCUUCUUGCUAAGUGAGGUAUUGCGUUUUAACUUGAGUGCCCAUUUGUUAAAAGUCUAUGCUUGAGGUGUAGCUGUGACUUUGAAGAAACCCAAGGCGCAUAUUUGGAGUGGUUUCGUGUGCCAUGUGAUCUGCGUUGGGUCAAUAGGCGUCGUUAAGGGCCCUGACGUGGUUCAGGUCGAAGCUGAUAGGGCUAGCGUCAGCCGUAUUUACAUUAGCUAUACAUGCCUGUCGGCUGUGAUUUGCUCCCCUCGCUGUAAAUUGAAUUGACAUUGGUGAAAAAGAAAGAAGAGGAGCAGGACAGAAAGAGGCCUUUGAGUGGAGUGGUGGAAAGAGGCCUUUGAGUGGAGGGUU
Messenger RNA from Esox lucius (northern pike), 5023 nucleotides. It is a transcript of the gene cdin1, whose product is annotated as CDAN1 interacting nuclease 1. Gene Ontology annotation, cellular component: cytoplasm; nucleus. Lineage: Eukaryota; Metazoa; Chordata; Actinopteri; Esociformes; Esocidae. The record is from RefSeq and is a predicted model, not a curated record. The transcript is spliced from 12 exons. Bases 143 to 1015 code for a protein of 290 amino acids. Gene Ontology annotation, biological process: erythrocyte differentiation.